This is a messenger RNA of Geodia barretti, 921 nucleotides long. Lineage: Eukaryota; Metazoa; Porifera; Demospongiae; Tetractinellida; Geodiidae. The record is from the annotation of a GenBank genome assembly.
AUGGCACAGGACUACGACGUUGUCAUACUCGGCGCCGGCGCAGCCGGCAUGUCUGCCGGGCUCUAUUCCACACGCGCCAUGCUCAGCACAGUAAUGAUCGAGAGCAUCGGCCCCGGUGGGCAGCUCCUCAUCACCGACGAGAUUGAGAACUAUCCCGGCUUCCAGACCGGCGUCAAAGGCCAGGCCCUGGCUGACGAAAUGUUUAGCCAGGCUGACCGCUUCGGAGCCAAAAUGGAAUACGCGGAGGUUGAGGCCGUCGAGAAUCUGCACGACGAUCGCAAGCUGAUUCGCACCUCCGAAGGCGACUUCACCGCCCGCGCCCUCAUCAUCGCCACCGGCGGCUCCCACAACAAGUUGGGCGCCACCGGCGAGGACGAGUUCAGCGGACGCGGAGUCUCCUAUUGUGCCGUCUGCGACGGCAACUUCUUCCGCGGACAGGAUGUGGUGGUGGUCGGCGGCGGCGACGCCGCCAUGGACGAGAGUUUCUACCUCACCGGAAUCUGCAACUCCGUAACCGUCAUCCACCGCCGCGACGAACUGCGCGCCACCAAGGUCCUGCAAGACCGCGCCUUCGCCAACCCCAAGUACAAGUGGCUCUGGAGCCAUGUCGUCGAAGAGUUCGUCGGUAACGACGUGCUCGAAGCCGCCCGUGUCAAAAACCUCAAAACCGGCGAGGUCUACGACUAUCCCACGGCGGCCGCUUUCAUCUACGUGGGCUUCCACCCCAACACCGAGUAUUUCAAGGAAGUGUUGGACAUGGACGAACUCGGCCACGUCUACGCCGACAUUCACAUGCGCACCAACGUCCCCCGCGUUUACGCCUGCGGCGACGCCCGGGCAGAAUCAACCCGCCAGCUCGGCGCUGCGGUGGGCGACGGCAUCACGGCUGCCCUGGCCGCUUUCCACGACCUGUCUUCCUAA